This is a messenger RNA of Acanthaster planci (crown-of-thorns starfish), 3060 nucleotides long. RefSeq lists its product as uncharacterized. Lineage: Eukaryota; Metazoa; Echinodermata; Asteroidea; Valvatida; Acanthasteridae. The record is from RefSeq and is a predicted model, not a curated record.
CAUCUGUGUCAAUAACAUCACAAGCUGUAUACCAUUGCAACGACAGCAUUCUGCCCUUUCUAGAGAUAUAUUUCUCCUCCCCAUACAUAACGUAGUUUUGGUAUUACAGUAAUUUUUAUCUCGGUAUACUUUUUUAUGUGGACACCCUGUACAUUUACAUUAUCUUAACAUCGUAAGGGCUAAAACAGACAAUCAAAUUAACCUUUCGAUGAAUCCUUUUCAUUGUCGGCACUCCACUUCUGAAAAAAAAAGAUUCAUAGUAUUUCUAUACAUGAUGGUAAUAGAUCGUUUGUAUUACACGAUAUCAAUAUAAUUAGAAAAAAGUUUCUUUGUUUAAAUUAUAAAAUUUGUGGGGAAAAAACAAAUUAGUCGUUUCUCAUUUCAAGCUUAAUGUACCACUUCCAAAUGUAAAUAGAAUAAGUUUGUUAUUCCCUAAUGCUGUGCAAUUUUUGAAAAUCAAAAAGUUGUGAAAGUGCUUCCGUGCAGUAAAAGCGCAAUGAAUCUUUUUAUACUCAUCUCAAAAAUGGUGACUGUUAUGUGUCGUUGUGUGUGUGAUCGUCUUGGAAUUUGACAAGUUGACCGUACAAAAGCAACGCCAAAAAAAACUUGAUGGCUAGUCUACUGGUGGCAGCCUGCAUAUCAAUCCCCAUGAUUCUAGCUCUCGGCCGAAUACAGUCAUCCUCUGGAGUUGAGAUGAGUUGGCAUCGUGAAAUGACAACUCCUGCCGUAGGGAAAUCAGUUAGGGGGGAGGGAAUGAUCCCUCUCGGAACUGUGGCGUAGUGUGAGAAAGGUCACGAGACGAGAGCGCCGCCAUUCAGCAAAUCUCGGUCAUCAAUAGCAUGGAUCAUCGGCUGUAUGACACAUUCAAACCUUUUAGCAGUGUAUCUCGCUCUCUCAAAACCUGUCGGUGACAUGAGGCUGCACCGGACGGGCCUCGAGCAACAAGCGCCGUCUGCUCUGUGUUGACGUUUGAAAGCGAGUCUGGAGACUUCAGGGUAAGACCAUGGACAAGUUGCGGCCCAAGCCAGCGCGGGUGAAGCUGCCGGAGCGGCCGGCAACGUUUGCCGAGUUCGGCCUGGACAUGAAGCCGUAUUUUACCCUCUACAAGGACCACGACCGCCCCGCGACCUUCGCGCACUUCGGAGUCGACGUUGAACGGGAGCGACCGCUUGUAGAUACGGUUGUUGGCCCGUACCGCAAGUGGUUCAACAUCAACAGGCGGGAGAAAGUCUUCCUCGUCACGGGGACCGUCAGCUUGCUGGUCACGCUGGGCCUGACCAUAGACCGGCUGGUUGCGUCCGAUAAAGCUACCCCCUACUUCACCUUCGCUUUACUUCUCGUCGUGAACAUAGUUUUCUGCUUGUUCUACAUGUUCCACGCCAUCCUCCUGGAGCACCCCCACGAACUGUUCGUCUUCGCCUUCAGCAUCGCGGCGCUCUUCAUCUACUGCAUCGCGAACUUUGUCGAGACGCUGGAGGAUGGUCUCGAUAUCGUCAAACUGGUUCGACUAAUCGUCAUGUGUGUAUUUGGCACAUUUAACAUGGUCUAUGGAAUGUACCUGGGAACGAUGUAUCACAGACAGCGCAAUUUGAUCUUCAGAACGGUGGGAGCCAACAUUAAUCUCCAAGCUCUGUGUGGCAACAUGUAUCUGUUCUCGGACCUUCUGAAAUUCAACAUACAGCUCGAGACCAGCAUGGUCAUUCUCGUCCUGGACGACGGUAUCUACCUGAACACCAACAUGGAGAAGAUCGUGCUGGGGCUCGGACUGCCAGUCACGCUCAUAUGGAAUAUCCUAGGUUUCCUGGCCAUAAGAUACGAGAAUAAACUCUUAGUGGGUUUGUUCCUACUGACGUGCUGGGUUCUUCCUGUUUACACGACCUACAAGUUUGUUGAUGUUUCCUUCCUGUGGAAGACCUGGACCGAACACUCGCAGAAGGUGCUGCCGUCCUGCAUCCUGGUGUGCGGGAUCCUCGGCAUCCUGGUACGCGUCUUCCUCGUUGUCGUGGUGGUCCACUUGUCUCAGAACUUCGGGCACGGGCUCGGGGGGAAAGUGUUCGGGGCCAAGAAGCUCAGCCGGCCCGGGCUUAGACUCCGGGGACUGGAGCGGCGGCCCAUGAGCUGGCCGAGAGCCCGGGCCUUUCCCAACAAGCGCUGGACUCUGUCGUGGUACAAGCACCAACGGGAGAAGCACCGGCGGGCUAACCGGUCGGCGACGCUAACUGGGCUGAGUUGAGACAUGCAGGAGACUCGGAACUUUCAAGAUGUCCCCACCCCAUUAGGAAUUCGUCCAAGCCAACGGUGUCAAUAGAUUGAUGAAAGUGCUCACAGUUUUUCACUUGACAGUCUAGAGGGCGCUAAAUAGCUGCUACUCUAACUGCUUUCUGAUGAAAGAGGUUACGGUAGGAAUUAAUAAGUUAGCGAGUUGUUCACAGACUUUCAGUAAUAUUUUAUACUUCUUGACAUUUGCUUCCAUGUGGGUUGUCCUUUGAUCUUCCAGGUAUACGGUUUGGUAAUGAUAUUUUCAUAACUUUUUUCUAGCUUAGCCCCUGAAACAUUCACGUUAAUCCCAGGGUGGAUGGGCAAAAGUGACAGAUCUAAGAGCUGAUUUAGCGUUCCGUAGUUUUCGUUGAGAAUGUCACAGGUAGGUUAGCACAAACUAUCGGAAACAAGACCAGAGCGCCUCAACAAAUUGGUUAACGGUUGACCGUAGUUGACCAACUUUGAUCGAAUGCAAGUUGGUUGGCGAUGUUUUGAGUAAUCUGGUCGACUUCUCGGGACCAGCCUAUGCCCACGUUUGCGGCCAGUAUCCUUGCAUUUUGCGGUGUACAGACCGAGAGUUAAGUGGUGACGUUUGAACGUACCUCAACUGAACCCUUUUGCUCUUUUGGACACCAACGCGCUGGCGCAAGAGACGUCACCAAUCGACCGAUAGUUCAACCUUUUGACAACAUCGAUUGAAAAGCAUUAUCCAUUUGGAACUUUGGAAAGUAUUUACAUCAGACAUUACGUUAGUGAGGGGGCGAAUUCGUGAUAAUGAUUAAUAGUCGAGCAAAUAUUAAU